CAUCAACACAUGCAUACAGAUAUGCAUAGAAUUUCAGCUUGCAUUCAUGGUAAGCACAGUCGAUUAUUGUCAGCUAGCAAUAAACUCAACUGAUACUAACGAAGCCAUUUGCCUACAGAGAAGGAAACAACAAUUGUGUACUGUUUGAAAAUUCUUUUGGUGGAUUACAAAUAACACCAAAAUUAUUUAAAAAUAACACCUGUUUUUGGCAUUGACUAAGGCAGGUGCACAUAUUAUGUUUGCUUAUACAAAUUGAGAGACAAUCGAGAGAAUUACAGCUGUUUCCUCAUCCUGACACAAAGGACUAUUCUUCAAUCAACCAAGGAAUUAUAAAUAACUUUAAUAUAAAGCAUCUUUUGACAACGAAACUCCAAUUUGUUUUUCUGACAUUUGUUUUGACUUUCUGAUUAAUAUGGAUUAAAACAGAAACAAGGGGAAGAAUAAAGAAAAUUUUACUCCUUAUUCAAAAGCAGCUUUUAUAUUCUUGGGCGAAAAUCUCCUCAUAUUAGGAAGUUAACUUCUGUUUACAUAAUGGAUAAUCAUUACAGAAAGAAAAAUAAGAUAACGUCCAGUCCAGAUGAACAGGUGAUCAUUACAGAUAACAACAGUAACACUAGUAAUAGGCAUUUAGCAACAGCGUCUUCAACCAUAUCACCACCAAAAUCAAUAAAAUCCAGAACAACUACACCAAGUAGUACUGGUCAACAGUCAAUCAAUUCAGCAUCUUCUGUAUCAUCCAAUAUGACAACAACCACAGGAACAACAAGUAAGGAUACUCAAAAUAUUGACAGUAAUGUUAAUAACAACGGCCAGUCUGAAUCAAACAAUCUUAGUUUCUCCUCUACAGAUUCUGGUCGUAGUAGUAUAAGCAGUAGUCAAACGAGUAACGGUGAAGAAGUUGGUGAAAACAGUUUCAAUACAACAAAAGUCACAGUGCUAACAGUUUCAGAUGUUGAUACAUUGAACUCAAGGUCAGAUAACGAUGAUGAUGAUGAUAACAACAACAGAAAUAGCAAAAGUAAUAGUGAUAGUCACAAUAAUCAUAAUGAUAGUUCACCGUCUGCAUCAGCUGAUUUAGACAUCUAUUCUGACGUUACUCUUAUACCUAAAUCGACUAUUACAAUAGAUUUUACAUUAAAAGCUAAUAAAAAAUCAACGAAACGUGUCAAUGGACGUAAACCAAUCAAAGGGAUUAAAUCAAUACGACAAACUAUCACUGGGACAAAACAAAACGAUUUAAAAAUGCAUGAGGACAUGUCUACUAAAUGUGGAGCAGAAACAUCUACACCUGGCCCAUAUUCACUAUUGGUAACAAAAGCUGAUCGUCUUCAUAAUCUGGAGGAUAAAUAUCUUCAAAAGUGUAGUCUGAAAUCUGCAGACAACCAAUUGCCUUCUCAAGAGGAUUCUAUUCCCAUUGACCACAGCUCAGGCCCUCCACAGUUUACAGAAGACAGUCAACAGUCAAUCAUAUCUGAUUCUUCAUUCAUCUUAUCUCCUAACUCAUCUUCAUCAGUGUUACCACGGUCAGUAACCCAAAAUAGACAUAUUACGGACAAAACAACUAAAGAAGAUCCCAGUUUUCAACCAGAAACUCAAAUAAGAAAUCCACAUACAAUGAAUCACAAGAGAACAGAGUUAUUCACUAAAAUAUCAGAUAGUACAUCUAUUCAUAAAGGAGAACACUAUAAGGUAGAAAGUAACUCCUCAAACAUUAAAUCACCCAAUUCUAGUGACCUAUCAAUCAGUAUCACUUCACAAAAAGAUAUAAAUGAUUUGUCUAGAGAGAUAAAUAGUGAAAUUUCCUCUCCGCUUAAUUAUAAUAAAACAAUAGAAAUGAUAAAAUCGAAUUCAACUUCUGAUAUGUUUGAUAAUUUCACACCGAUCACAUCAGUAACAGUUACAACUUCAAUUGUAGUAGUUAAUGCAAAUGAAUCAUUGAAAACAGGAUCAUCGAUUUCAGUUAAUAGUAAUCCAAGAUCAAAACUGAAUUAUUAUUCAAAAGAUACAGAUCAUGUAAACAAUCACAAUUUUACAACAAACAGACGAAAGUUUCGUAAUAGCUCGAAUAACAGUAAUAAUAAUAAUAAUGAUUUUUCCAGUUUUAACCUAAAAUCAUUGUUAAAUAAUAAAUAUAUGAAAAAUUUCUUAAUGCAACCAUUUUUAAUGCCAGAAUGUAUGAACACUACUGCUUAUACAACAAUGAAUAAUUAUGAACUUGCCCAUUUAAGAAAAUCAUUUUUCAAUAAUGAAAGUAGUAAACAAAACUUUCAGACAGCCACAGCUGCUGCAGCUGCUCUUCUACCAGAUCCAACUGUGUUCAUCAACUCAUCACCAUACUACUAUUGGUUACCAUCGUCUGGAUUUAAUAAUACUACUAAUAAUACAAAUACUACAUAUACUACAGAUUGUAUGAAAUUGUAUAAUGAUAAAAUCAUCACAAAUACUAAUAGCAAUAAUAAUCUAAAUUAUAUGCAUGGAGGCAAUCGAUUUAUACUACAACAAUUCAAUAAUCAUAUCAGCAAUGGUACUGAUGAUUUUAAUUCUUGUGAAAGUUUAAACGGAAACAUGAUUUCCACUUCAAUACCUAAAGUCUCAAAUGAUGAAUUUAAUCAUACGAAACAGGACUCAAAUACUCAGUCUGUUACUAGUAACCUAAGCAAAACGUCAUCUAAUCCAAUAUCUCGAUCGAUGACUAAGCUGAAUUCUCUAAUACCAGAUGAUGUGGUAAAUCGUAGUCAUUUUGAAAAUCGUCCAAGUUCAGCAAAAGAUUUGAUCCUCACGGAUAUACCAUCGAAGGGGAAUAAGGAAAAUCCUUCCAAUACACCUAUUUAUAAAGGAUAUACUCACAAUAAUAAUGACAUUAAAAUCAGUAAAUGUCAAUCUAAUGCCGAAUAUUUAAUAACAGUAGACCACAAUUCAGAUAAAUUAGGCCCUAAUAAAUAUGGACCUACAGAAUCAAACUUAGAAAUGAUGGUUGUGAAUAUGGCUAAUUCUCUAGGCUACCCAAUUUCAGUAAUAACUAGUCCUAUGCAAACUGACAUCCCACAAAUACCAAUUGAUGAAAUUAUGAGUAUUGAUAGAAAUGGAACAGCUUCAUCAUCAUCCUCGGGAAUGACAACAACAGCUGCAACGAAUACAAAAGGGGUGGUAAACAAUUGCAUUCCGAAUCCAGAUUCAUAUUUAACAGCUCCUACAACAUUCAUAUAUUUCUAUAACAAUGAAGGGCAGUUAUUUGCCCUUCCAAGCAAUGCCUUGAUUUUUCCUACGGCUGUUGGUCGCCUUGGAGCACCAGGUACAUCAAAUGAGACGGCAUAUAAUAACCCAUCGACGCUAGUUACUUCACAAGCUAAUGGAAGUACCAAUCAUAAUAAUAACGGCAGCAGUAAUGGCAACAGUUCUACACCACUUCGAACCAAUGGUUGUGUUUCAAACUAUGAACUUCCAGAUCAGUUAUAUUCAGGUAUAGAUUACAGUGCAAUGCUUAAACAAGCAGACACUAAUCACUGUCGUGAACUUAUAUCAGGAUACUCAGUACCUAUGCAACCAUCAUUUCUAAGUGGAUUCCAUCAAUGGCUGCCAGGUCAAAUCACUGUAGACAAUCAGAUGGGCAGUCAACAGCUUCAGAACUCUUCAUCUAACCCAUUAGUAAUACCUCCAAAUCAAGGUAUCAUUAUACAUCCUUCAUGCCAAUUCUCUUUGCCUGCAAUGGGAAUAAUUCAACCAUUAUUAUCAAAUGUUUUCCCCAACCAGACUCUUAGUUCUACAUCUAAUUCAGAGGAGAAUGGUGGUAAUCAAAAUUUAUCUAAACAAAAGAAUAGUCAAUCUACAAUUCCUUCAGUAAUGAACCGUUCUACUGAGCAAUUUAAACUACGUCGUUUUACAAAUGAUCUGCCUAGUUUACUAGGUAAUGCGAAAUCAUCACGUUCAGGAGCAGGUUCUGGGAAAUUAUCGAAUUCCAAUAACAAUCAUUCAAAGUAUACUAGUAGAGGUUUGAUGUCCAGUUUUUUAGAUGACGAUAAUGCUGCGAUAAAUAGUCAAAAUUCUACAAGCCGUCAGAAGAAGCAUGCAUCUAAAACGAAUUUAUACAUUCGUGGUCUACCAGCUUCAUUCACAGAAGAAGAACUACACACUUUGGCACCAGAUCGUAAAUUGAUACGUUCUGUGAAACUAAUCGCUGGAGCUGAAGGGGAAAUGUACGGUUUCAUAGACUUUGUGAAUAAUGAAGCCGCUAAAUCUGCUUUGGUGCAUAUUAAGUCAGGAAAUCGUGACUUGUAUGUCAAUUUCGCUUACGAAUCUGAAAAAGAUCCACAAAAUGUCUAUAUAACAAAUAUUCCUGAAUCGUGGACAGCGUCAAAUGUUGAAGAUUUAAAGCAAAUCUUUCAGCCUUAUGGACAAAUUGCCACUGCUAUUGUAAUGACUAAGAGAUCGAAUAACUUUUGUACAGGUGCUGGGUUUGUUCGAUUCAUUCGACCAGAGGAUGCUCAAAGAGCAAUCGAUGGUAUACGUAAUGCACAAAUCACACUGGAAAAUGGUAAAGGACCUUUGGAGGUUAAACUAGCUGAUAGACAAAAACCAUCGGACGAUCAAAUUAGCACAAAGGCGAGGUCAUUGAAGCGUAACAGUGAACCACCGGAGUCGACAACAUCAUGUGGAAUAAUAAAUGGGAAUGAAGAGAAUAUACGUUAUUCACGUACACGUAAACAAUCUGACUGCCUACUGCCAAAUGAAAAUCAUCUAUCUAAUCGUGGUUCAAUUUCAUCAGGAAGAUUACGAUCAAAUCCUGGUGUACUGGGACCAGCAACAGAUUUAACAUCAUGGGAGAUGACAAACCGAUUGAACAAUUCUGAUUCACUUAUGCUUGCAUUACGUGCUGCAUGGGCAUCAAAUACAUUACAAAAUCAAAACUUUCUACUACGUAAUUCUAUUGGACAGAAUAAUUUAUCGUCAAAUAAUGAAAAUAAUCGUGGUUUACUACCAAUUCCAAAUCCAAAUGUACAUUUAACAAAUUUUAUGUCUCAACAAAAAGUACAACCAACCAAUGGAAUGUUACCUACUCAUAAUCCUGUUCAACAUAGCUUUAUAACUGGACAGUCAGCUGCAGCAGCAGCUGUGGCAGCUGUUACUGCCUUACUACCCUUUUCUAGACCAAUUGACAGUUAUUCACUAUCUCAAGCGCUUAUACAUACUCCUGUUACACCAACAAUGAUUGGUCCUAUGUUACAACCUACUGCCAGUUGGACGGCAAGCCCACUGAUAUCAAAUAUUUAUCAAUCAAUGUGAAUAUACCAGAUGAAAAGUUUAAAAUCCCCUAUGUUGACAAAUGGGGAAAAAUAAGGAGAAAGAUUUCUUUUAGAAAAAAAUGGUUUACUAAUCAUCUAUACAAACAUUUCAUAAAUUUUUUUAAAAUUUGAGUCAAAAACACAUUUCAUUAUCCAAGAUCACUUACAGACAGAUACAUUAUUUUUUGGUGCACAUUUGUGUGUGUGUGUGGGUGGGUGCGCGCGUAUCUGCACGCGCAUAUAUUUGCGUAGGCGUGCGAAGGUAUGUCUGUUUUUUAUAUGUUUGUAUACAAACCGUCAAGCACAUACUUUAACUAGGCUGUUUGAAAUAAAUAUCGUAGAAAGAGAGAAAUAAGUAAAACAGAGAAAUUAUUAAUAGUAUUGCAAAAUAUAAUAUUUUUACAAAGUUACCAACUUUGCUUCAUCUUUAUUCCAAAAAGGAAAAAAAAAAGUCAUAAAAAAUUAUUUUAGAGUCAGAAAUGCAACUUUAUACUUACGAGUAUUUUUUUUUUGUCAGAGCUACUCGUGUCUCCAGUCCCUCAGCCAACCUUCUUACCAGUAUUUGUUGACUAGACAAUUAUUCCACUAGUAUACAUCAGAUAACAGUGAUUAUUCACUGUUCCUUUAAUUGGCGUCUCUUUCUCUCUUCCUCCCCCCCCCUUCCCGCUCUACACCCAUCUACCUUACUCAUCAACUCGAGCAUAUGAGUAAAACUUAUUUCGAACAAUCAGUUUCCUGAUGUUGUGAAUGAUCUAGAACACUAUCAACACCUAAUGUCUAUACGCGUUGUUAGCCUGAUUACAUGCAUUCUGUAUGUACGGAUGUAACUGUAUGUAUUUAGAGUUAAUACAGUUUAACUUUAUCAUUCUGUUCAAUUUAUUUACUUAAUAAUAAAAAUAAAGACUUUUUACAUACGUUGGAGGAAUUAUCAAUGAACAGCCUGAAGUAAUUUUCAUUUUGGAAAAGAGUAUUCAUAACAAAAUAUGAGCUUUAUUCUUUUGGAAGGUUGUGUACCUCUAUCUCAUAUGUGUAGAUGAAAAUAUCAAGGAAUAAAGAAGAGAAGACGAUGAGGAAACAAGUGUAAUCAACAUUAAAUUUGUUCUAUUUACACAAUAGUAAUCAUAUGAUUCUAUUCAACAUGUUCAAUGUCCAAUAUAAAAGUUUGAAUUCAUUUUAGGUAAAGUCCAAUAGAAAUUAUUUUAUGCAUUGGUAAUGUGUUUUUUUUCUUCUUUCUUUUCUGUUUUUCUUUAUUUGUUUGAUUCUCAUCCCCUACCCCAAUCUCCUCAAGAUUUGUGCUUUCUCUUUAGAAAACGUGAUUUUUGUACAACUUCAAGGAGCAUUGCUUUUGAUUUUAAGAAAUGACAAAAAAAAAUUGAAUUCAUUUCUCAAACUACUAAUAUUCACUAGUAUUUUAGUAGUAUAGUAGUUGUUAUCAAUAGUAGAGUUUUAUGAAAUUAUAAUGCAUAGAUAUUACCUAUACACCCAGUCAUACUUUUAACUGUAGUUAUAUGUUCUCUGGUUUUUGAUCAUUUCGUUGAGAAGAAGUAAUCAUAUACCAUUGUGUGUGUGUGUGUGUAUGAGUGUGCGUAUGCAUGUGUCUAUAUACAUAAGAGUGUGAAAGUACUCAUAUCAAUUUGACUGAGUGUAUGUGUUUGCUUUCGACGUUUUUAUUCACUUCACUGUUAUUAUCUAUUCAGUAAUCAUUGUGUUGUGCACAAUAAACAAGUUUGACUACAUCUCCAGCUGAUAGACAAAUUGAUAAUUCACAUGAAUAAUUGACUAAAUUGACAAUAUAUAAUCAAUAAUUUAGACAAAACAAUCACUAACUAACUAAUCUACGAAAAAAAUUAUCUCCUGAGCAUUAUUUUUUUUCUUCUAACCUUUGAGUAAAUUUGAAUUAAUAUACAAUAUGUUUGUUAGUUCUUUUUUUCUGUAUUGUGAAAAUAAUAUAUGAUUUUGAAUCGUA
Heterobilharzia americana is the source of this 7245-nucleotide messenger RNA. The record is from the annotation of a GenBank genome assembly. Lineage: Eukaryota; Metazoa; Platyhelminthes; Trematoda; Strigeidida; Schistosomatidae.